Seminavis robusta is the source of this 657-nucleotide messenger RNA. The record is from the annotation of a GenBank genome assembly. NCBI's taxonomy places the organism in Eukaryota, Bacillariophyta, Bacillariophyceae, Naviculales, Naviculaceae.
AUGGCACGUGGAGGGCCAACACGGGGCACUGAGGCUCCACCAAGCAUUACCGGCAUGGUCCCAGCUUCUGUGAUGAGGGAUGUGCUCCAACACAUGCGUCUCACCAACAGAGAACUCACCCAAAUCACAGCUUCGGUCAGCGUUCUCGACGCCGUGAAGCAGGAAUUGUCCGGAGUUAAGGGACUCCUUCAGGUGAUGGCCGAGAGAGAUGUCACUGUGCCUGUUGCCGAGCUCGCUCAAAAGGCAGCCCAGGGAUUUCGCCAAGUUGCUAGCAGCUACCAACAAGGAAGCCAGUGCAUGGAAGAGCGUAUUGCUGCAUUGGAAAAGAAGGUCAUCGCCAAAAUGAAGGAUGCGACCACGGACAUGAAGAGGCACACAACCCAGAAGUGCACCGUAGUGUCGGACCAGCAGACCAUGGCUGGUCCAUCCAACCAGAAGAUAAUGGACAGGUUGGUCGCUCAAGACAGCAUCCUAAAUCAUAUGGACAACAACAUUGACAAGCUGGAAGUGCACGUCAAGAAGACUGUUCACAUCUUGGACACCAAGUGUCCUCACAGCAACUUGAAGUCUCCUCCAGCCGCUGCAUUGGAGGGAAUUCCAUUACUGGAUCAAGAGGACACAGCUCUGGUGGAAACCAUCCCCGUUAUGUCAAUAUGA